Messenger RNA from Symbiodinium natans, 1962 nucleotides. NCBI's taxonomy places the organism in Eukaryota, Dinophyceae, Suessiales, Symbiodiniaceae. The record is from the annotation of a GenBank genome assembly.
AUGACGGGCCAGCUGCUGAUGAAGCAGCAACAGUAUGAAGCAGCUAAGCUGAAGAUGGAGCAGCUCACGCGACAGGAAGAGUCCUACAUGCGUCGCGCUGACCUGAUGGCCAGACGAGAAUCCAGGAUGGAGGCCCUCGCAAGGGUGCACGGUGGAGUUCUGGAGAAGGCUUUUCGGGCCAAGGCCAAGACCCAGCAGGCUCAAAAUAAGAUGAUCGAGGGGGAGGAUGAGGUCAAGAAGCUGAAUCAGGAAAUCAAAGCACAGAAGCAGGUGCUGAAGACCACUGAGGAUCAGCUGAUCGCCAUUCGGCGCAGGGAAGAAGAGUUCAACAACGGGGCACGCCUCGCCGUGAUGAAGAGCAACAAGCUCGAGUGUCGAGUUGGCGUGCCUCGCUUGCAUCGGGUCGUUUUUCUUGUGCUGGACGAUCUGGGCACUACGACCUUGAACCUAGCUGUCAAGCAGUACCCGAGGACUGAAGCCGCACAGGUGCAGGAGGAGAAGUGGGACUCUGCCCGACGCAUGCGGGAAGAUCAGGAGGCUAAGAACCUGGCAGAAUCUCGGCUGGUGGAGUCGAAACAAGGUCAGCUUGGUCUGCUCCGACAGAUCAACCAAGAGGACAUGUCGCUCGCGGAGAAAGAGCUGGAGAAAACGAAGCGACUCUUGAAAGACGCCAGACGCAAAAACAAGGAGGAAGCGAAGGUGGAGAAUGAGGCUCUCAGACAGGAACAGGAAUCUAUCAAGGCAACCCACGAGGCUGCCGAGGCGAAACUCCACAAGGUCCAAAGCGAAAGGGAGCGGGCAAAGGAGGAGCAGCGCACGGCCAUGCAAAACGUUCAAGCCCAUGUCCAACAUCAUGUGGUUGCCGAUGAGAGAGAGAGGGUGAAAGACGCUGAGAAGGCAUUGAAGCCUUAUCAGCUGAAGCUGGAUGAGGUAAAGGAGAGAUUGCACCAACAGCAGAUUCAAAACCAGGUGCAAGAGCAAGACAUCUCCAGAGACAUGGCUGCUUUGCAAGCUGAAUCCCGGCAGAAUGCAUCCAACCUACAGCAACCUGGCAGCUUGAAGUGCAGGAAGGAGCUAGACCACAUGAAAGUGGAUGUUGCCGAGCGACUCAAAGAAGAUGAGACAAAGCAGGCCAACAUGCAGGGGCCCGAGACGCGCAAGGCCAAGGAGAUUGACGCAGAGCUCAGAAGGGAGCAAGCAAAAGUGGAAGAGGCAAGGCAGAAGAUCGCUGCCAGGGAGCAGCUGGAUUAUGACAACAAGAUGUACGAAAUGAAUGUCCAGAAGGAGGAGAAGGCGCAGCAGGAAGUAAGUCGGCUUCAACAGGAGUUCCAUAAGGUGCACAACGACAAGAACGAGAAGAUUACUGUGAUGCUGAACUGCACCGACAAAGGUGACGGCUUCCUGAGAUCUGUCACAGCACGACAUGAGAGCGAUGUCGCGAAGCUUCGGGAGAAGCUACUUGCGUUGAAGGCUCGAGCAAAGAACACGAUGACCUACGAGGAGGUGCUGGAGGCCCUGCAAGGUCUUCGCAAUGAGUUUGCGCGUCAUCCAGGGGGAGUUCUGGCCAACUUGGUCCAGAAAAAGACUGCGCAAGCAGAAGCCGGAGAAGCUCAGCCGCUUCAAGAAGCUGAGGGCGAAGCCAAAGAUGCUUCAGUUGCUCACACGAAGAAGCGGACGCCGGCAAGAAAGGCCGCUGGCCGCGUCAAGGCCCUGGAGAUGAAGCGGCUGGGCAAAGGCCUCUUCGCCCAAAAGAAGGCCUCACCGCAGCUUCAGAAACUGAUCGGCCGAUCUGAUGUCAGCUACACGGAUGCCUCCAAGCUGGUGUGGCGGUACAUCAAGCAGAGGGGCUUGAGCAAAGGGAGGAUCAUCACACCAGAUCACCAGCUCAAGAAGGUGUGUCCUGAGGAGCAGUUUGACAUGUGCCAGUUGGCGCGGUUUCUGAAGCCGCAUCUCAAGUCUUAG